UUAUGAUAUGUGGGAUACAAUGAUUGAAAAAGUGAAGAUGGCAAUAUAUAGGUAUGAAAGAAAGCGACAAAGUGAAAGUUCUUCCUUUUAUGAAGUGGUGCAUGGGAUACUUGUAGCUCGUUGGAACAAGAACAAUACUCCGCUUCAUUGCUUGGCACAUUCACUAAAUCCAAGGUACUAUAGUGAUGUGUGGCUUAGUGAAGACCAAAGUCGAGUUCCACCACACAAGGAUUUAGAGGUCUCAAGAGAGAGAACAAGGUGCCUUAAAAAAUACUUUAGUGACCCACAAGAGCGUUCAAAAGUCCAAUUGGAGUAUGCUAAUUUUUCAUCAAACUCGGGGGAAUUUGGGGAGAGUGAUUCUAUAUGUGAUAGAUAUACCAUGGAUCCUAAAAGUUGGUGGGUUGUACAUGGUUCAUAUGGUCCCUUGCUUCAAGAGUUAGCUUUGAAGUUGCUUGUCCAGCCUUCUUCCUCCUCAUGUUGUGAGAGGAACUGGAGUACUUAUUCUUUUAUUCACUCAUUGAGAAGGAACAAGAUGGCGCCACAACGGGCUGAAGAUUUGGUUUUCAUUCAUAGUAAUCUCCGUCUUCUGUCAAGGAGAACCCCACAGUACAAUGAAGGACGAACUAAGAUGUGGGAUAUUGCAGGAGAUGCAUUUGAUUCAUUUGGUGAUGUUGGGGUGCUUGAGGUUGCAAACCUCUCACUUGAUGAGCCAGAAUUAGAGGCGGUAUUAUUUACCGAUGAUGGAAGUGUUAAUGAUGAUGAGAUUCAUGAGACAAUUGAUGAUGAACAACAAUAGAUGAAUGCUGAUAUGUUCUUUUUUUUUUGUUUUGGACUACCCUUUUGGUAUUGUAAAUGGUAAAGUCCUAGGUCAAAUGAUGGAUGGGAAUAGAUGAUAGUACACUGACUUGUUUUUGUAUCUUUUUUGGGACUAGCCUUUAGGUUUUUGUGAAUGUUAAGUGCUAACAGUACAGUCCUGAAUGUUAAACAAUCAUGAAUGUUAAUAGUCCUUUCAGUCUAUGCUUUUGUAUUUGGAGUAAAGUUGCAAUGAUGAUUAAA
This is a messenger RNA of Cornus florida, 1056 nucleotides long. RefSeq lists its product as uncharacterized. Gene Ontology annotation, molecular function: protein dimerization activity. The coding region runs from base 8 to 796 and encodes 262 amino acids. The record is from RefSeq and is a predicted model, not a curated record. Lineage: Eukaryota; Viridiplantae; Streptophyta; Magnoliopsida; Cornales; Cornaceae. The transcript has 2 exons.